GUUUUGAUUGGAGUUUGUUGUAAAAAAGGAGAUUUUUUAACUUUUUUAGACUUUUUUGAAGAAUUUCGUGAAUUAGGUGAUAAAAAUUAAGGCGAUAAGAGCAGGUCAAAACUCCCCGUGAUGGACAUCACUCGAGUUCCGAACGAAAGGAAGCUGUACCUUUGUAAAUGGUACUUCAAAGCUGGUUUUGCGCUGCUGCCCUUCCUGUGGUCAAUCAACACGAUCUGGUUCUUCAACGAGGCAUUCCGGAAACCGGCUUACGACGAGCAGAAGGAGAUCAAGAAAUAUGUAGUCUUUUCGUUGGUGGGAACGCUGGUGUGGCUCGUGGCCAUCAUUUCCUGGGUGGUCACGUUCCAGAUGAAACGCACGGAUUGGGGAGAAUUCGCGGAUAACAUCAGCUUCCUGGUGCCUCUGGGGCGGGCGUAGUAUUAAGAUUAAUCAACACCAUCAAAUCGUCAGCAUUAUCGAGAGCCUCACUACACUCUAAUCAUCAUUUAAUAGCGUUAAAUAAAGUCAGUUAAGAUUAAUUUC
Messenger RNA from Anopheles darlingi, 531 nucleotides. RefSeq names its product gamma-secretase subunit pen-2 (gene pen-2). The transcript is spliced from 3 exons. Lineage: Eukaryota; Metazoa; Arthropoda; Insecta; Diptera; Culicidae. Gene Ontology annotation, biological process: Notch receptor processing. The record is from RefSeq and is a predicted model, not a curated record. The coding region runs from base 121 to 426 and encodes 101 amino acids. Gene Ontology annotation, cellular component: gamma-secretase complex.